CCGUGAUCAACAUAGGUAGUAGCUACAAACCCGAUACUGCAACGUAUCGAUCCCCCCCUUAUCUUUAUGCUGGGUCCAUGGUUGCUUUUGCAUUUUCCUCUUCUUCCUCCCGUCAUCUCUCCCGCCAGUCUCUCCCUCCCGUCCCGCUCCAUUUUCACUCGCUGCGGCUUUCCACCUUUUCUGCAUCAUCCUACCACCUACCCUGGGGCGGCCUUGUUGGAGGAAUUGAAAGACCUGGAGGAACCGAAAUUCCACUUCCAGGGAGCAGGGCAGUACGCCGGAUACAGCGGACGCAACCCACUAAAUUCGCUAUCGUAACUGAACUUUUACAUAUACCGGGCAGACCUACGCGGGUACUGACAACAACCAACUGCCCUGCCCGCCGAACGACCAGCCAGUGUCCAGCCAGUGUCCAGCCAUUGACUGGCCCGGUGCUGCAGUGCUCAGCCAGCCAGUGAAACUUGCCGCUCGGCGCUUUUCCCGGCAUUGAAUCUUACGAGGAGCACCACAUCCCGUCGGCACCACACCUAUCAACCGUGAAACGGUGGGAUUGAGAGAGAAGAAGAAGUAAAGGGAGGGAAAACCACCAAGACAAGUGCCAUCAGGCCACGGGGCCUGGCCAAUUCCUUUUCCUUCUUUCUGGACAACAUUCGUUCCCUUCCACUGCCUCUCUAUCGUUUGAUACCGACACUUCAGCAAAACCUCAAAAUCAACUAUUGGCGAGAGCGCCAAGCGAAUCACUACAGGGGAUCACCGCUUCCAGCAACUCUUCUCCUCCACCACAACCCUAGAGUUGGUAAUCAUCCAUUCGCUUUCUAGGUACCUACCUAUCUACGCAUCGGCGAUCGAGUUCGUUGCUGUGCAAUUGCACGUUGCCCCCCCCCCCCCCCCUCCAACCCCCAAAAAGGAAUCCAAACCUAGAAAAGCAAUCGGCAAUCUAGUGUCGUCGCGGAGAACAUAUACAAGUUGUUGGAAACGUCAAGAAAAAAAAAAAAUACAACAAGAGAAGCGAGCACCAACUGGGGCUGCGUAUCGAUUGAGGUUCGACCACUUUCACAAGUCGCCCACCUACCACCGAUACGGGCCGCCAUGUCGCGACGACCAGAUUCCUUUCGCAUGUCGAGUCGGUCUUCAUUCUCAUCAUCAGCGUCGUCAACAUCAUUAUCAUCAUCAUCAUCGCAGUCUGCGACAACCUUCAAGCGCGCCGCUUUCGACGCUAUCCACCAUAUCCGGGCGUCAUUUGCAUCUGCGACACAAAAGCGCAGUAUCGAUCCCAAUUGUUCGCCGCAGCCGGGCGUGAACCUUUGCGAGAAGCCAGCAGAGGCAACCUCAGAUGUUACCUGGGCGAUAAUUGGCAGUGUGCUCGCUUUUGUCGCGGCAACUACCAUUAUAGUAGCAUAUCUUCUUCACCUUCGCCGGAAAAAGGUCCACCAGAAAGAAGACCAAAAUGACCCGUUCCAGAUGGACGACUAUGGUUUUGACGAAGCCGCUGCCGCAGAAGCAGCCAAGUCAAAGGCGAAUUUGUUCCGACGAUCCCAUCAAUCCUCUACCACUUCGGUUUCCACGCCAUCGCCAUCAAAACCCAUGGAACGCAGGCUGUCCUUUGACGAAUCGCCCUACGCUGUCGGCGCCGCUGCCGGGAUCCGAUCCUCUGCAGCCAUUGGGGGAGAUGUGAUCUACAGCGAAGUCAGCACUCCACCGGGCGCGGCACUGCCGCCUGGCGUCGGCUUGAGAGAAAGUCAAUUCCUCGGGGUUCCAGGAAUUGAGGGGAUGGACUUGGGUGGUUUCCCGAUGGAUCGGGAACGUGAAAGGGAGCGGUCGAGAUCGAGGGCCCGGUCGACUUAUUCCCACUCUCCUCACAAUGGAUCCCGUAGACAGAUGCAGCGCCGAUCCCGACCCUCCAGUGUGCAGAGCGCUCCAUUUACGCCCGGAAGCCUGACGCCAACACGAGGACCUAGACCGGCUGCGGGAGGCGACGGAGCCAGUGCCGCCAGUAGCAGCGGCCUUCGCUCUCCCCUUUCCGACGACGCUUCCUCUUCUUCUGUCAGAUCUUCCGAGAUGUUGCGUCCGCCCGUCGAUGGUGAUGUUGACGCUCUUGCUGGCGCCGAUAUGCCCGGCCCGAUACCAUGGGAGAAGGAUCAACAGCAAGGAAAAAUGGUGGUGGUGAGGGAGACGACGGUGGAGAAGAAGGGAAGCAGCGAAACAAUCGCAGAGGAAGACGAAAAGGCUGAUAAGCCUAAGAGCAGUCAUGGGAUCCGCGUGGUAGCCCCGGAAACAGAACGGGUCGCCAAGGAGGAGGGGGAAAAACCCAUAACCGCUGAACUAGAGACAGUAGAGGUCGGGAUGGAGGGAAAAAAGAUCGAGCAAGCGCAAAGGAUAUGACCUGACCGCGAAUUAAUGACGCGUACGCGCGCGCGGGGAGGAGCAUUUUGGAUGCAUACGGUGUAAUGAAUCAUUUGCUGCUUUACAGGGAAGGAUAAAAUGGGUGCAAUACCGAAGGGUUAAAGAUAUGUCUUGAUUUUCUAUUCUUCUUCUGUCAUGGGCAUCAUCUAUCUAUCUCUUGGAUUCCGCCACGAGAUAAUUCAUCAGCAUGAUGAAAGCGCUGCGUAGCGUUAUGCAUUGUUAUACCUUACUUUCAUCAUAAUGCUUCUUACAAUGUGUUCACUUCGUCACUAAAUGCAUGGGAAGAUGGACGUGGAACAUGCGUGCAGGGAGAGAGAAAGAGAGAGAGGGGUUGAAACAUCCGACAGGUAAAUCUUACUAUGAGAUAUUUGUGUAAUGGGAGCUUUUCUCUUUGCAGUCAUAGGAUCUUCAUUGAUUCUUCCUGAAAGGUAGAAGCGAAAAGGAUUCAUUUGCGAGUGUAUGUCGGGUCGCUAUGGACAUCCUGCAUAUCCACGAGCAAAAUGCCUCUG
Molecule: messenger RNA, 2912 nt
Organism: Neurospora crassa OR74A
Lineage: Eukaryota; Fungi; Ascomycota; Sordariomycetes; Sordariales; Sordariaceae
Exons: 2
Coding region: 1090-2382 (430 amino acids)
Source: RefSeq, a predicted model, not a curated record